GCUUUUUCAGAUAUUAAGUGGCUUUAGGGUAUUACGUAACUUUUCCAAAUAAGGACAAAAAGGCGCCUACUGAACCGGAUAUUGUAGGUCUCCCUCCCCCCUUUAUUUCAUAUCCCCUUGCUGUAUAGUUUUGCUUGGUUGCAGGUUUUUGAACAGCAAAAUAAUGGCACUUGGAACGAAAGUUGUUUCACUUUGUGAGCAAACCAGCAGAAGAGGGACCAGACGAUUAAUUGAAUGGCUACAAAAACAUAGACUCAUGAAGUCAAGGAUGAAAUGCAGACUGUGUAAAAAAAAAAUGAAAUUCCAGAAGACACAAACAGGAGAUGGAUACCAAUGGGAAUGUAAAAAGCGAACACAUAGUAAGAAAGUGAAAAAGACAUGCAGGGCGGGAUCAGUUUUUGAGAAAAGCAAGGUCACCUUACAAAACUGGAUGAAGUUCAUGUACCGAUACUGUCAAGGACUAAGAUUAAGGCAGGUCGACAUGAUGCAGGAUGGCAUAGCUGGAAGUUCAGCAACCCUGAGUAAAAUGAGUCAAAAGCUCAGAUUGGUCUGUAAAGAUGCUUUAAAGAGAUAUAAAAAGAAGACUGGACAGAGUAUGGGUGGAAGAACAGAGUUCAUUGUUAUAGAUGAAAGCAACUUCCGCCAUAAAAGGAAGUAUGGACGUGGGAGAGUAGGUGGAACAUGGAAAAGGAAAAAGUGGGUGUUUGGCAUGCUGGCCAUUAAAGCUCAAAGACGACGACCGAUUUUGCGACUCGUAGAACGCCGUUCAAGAAAUCAUCUCAUUCCCAUUAUCAGAAGACAUGUUCGCCCAGGAUCCACAAUUUUAAGUGAUGAGUGGAGACCCUACAGGGCUUUGACAGGGCUGGGCUACUCUCACUACUCUGUGAAUCACAGCAAGUUCUUUGUGAACCCAAAUCAUGGAGGACACACACAACAUAUUGAAAGGGCAUGGUCUACAUACAAAAGUCAGAUCUGGAGAUUGAGAGGCAACAAGACCGAGAAGCUCUUGAAGGAACACCUGGCUUGUAUUGAAUGGACUUAUUGGAUGGGGAUGGAGCACAGAUAUGGUCCUCUGGGGCGUUUGUUGAAGGAUAUUAGAAAAUAUUACUGCAUUUAAGACAUUACAACAGAUGUUGUAAUUCAAACAUUGUUCAGUAAAGUUGUUUGAGGAUAUGAAGCUAAUAAAAAAUAAUUAAA
Molecule: messenger RNA, 1197 nt
Organism: Rhinichthys klamathensis goyatoka
Lineage: Eukaryota; Metazoa; Chordata; Actinopteri; Cypriniformes; Leuciscidae
Exons: 4
Coding region: 164-1117 (317 amino acids)
Source: RefSeq, a predicted model, not a curated record